This is a messenger RNA of Coniophora puteana RWD-64-598 SS2, 1137 nucleotides long. Its product is annotated as MFS general substrate transporter. The coding region runs from base 1 to 1137 and encodes 378 amino acids. Gene Ontology annotation, cellular component: plasma membrane. The transcript has 14 exons. The record is from RefSeq and is a predicted model, not a curated record. NCBI's taxonomy places the organism in Eukaryota, Fungi, Basidiomycota, Agaricomycetes, Boletales, Coniophoraceae. Gene Ontology annotation, biological process: carboxylic acid transport; transmembrane transport. Gene Ontology annotation, molecular function: carboxylic acid transmembrane transporter activity.
AUGGCCGACGUAACCACGAAACCAAAGCUGUCUCAGGUCUCCCUCAUUUUUGCCAAGCUCUACGUACAUGGCCAGCUGACAUGUGCCGUAGACUUGACACGCAUCUAUGGUGCCGCCGCCCUCAAUAGCAGUACUGAUUACAGCAACACUCUUAGUAGCGUUGCGUUUGCUGGGUUUGUUGUCGGAAUGCUCGCGUUUGGCUGGCUAUCCGAUAAACUUGGGCGCAAAUUUGGCAUGCAUCAUCGCAUUUUUUCCCUCCUCUCCGCUGCGUCUGCAGGUGCACAUGGUAGCCUAUCCGGUCUUGUAGCUAUGCUCAGUUUCUGCCGGUUCAUGCUUGGUAUUGGUCUUGGAGCUGAAUACCCCUGUGGUUCAGUCUCUGCCUCGGAACAGUCUGAGGAGCCGGGUAUUGCGAAGUUUUCCCAGCAUCGUUGGCUUAUUCUAGAUACCAACACCAUGCUCGAUGUUGGUUUUGUUAUUGGUGCUUUCGUGCCUUUGGUGCUCUACUGGAUUUUCGGCGAUAAUCACCUGCGCGCGGCGUGGAGGAUGUCUCUGGGCCUUGGCUUUAUCCCGGCCAUGGCAGUCUUCUUUUGGCGCCUGAAGAUGGAAGAACCCACACGCUACAAGAAGUCCUCCAUGAAGAACGUGCGCAUCCCGUACAGUCUUAUCAUCAAGCGAUAUUGGAAGAGUUUCCUCGGCCUUUCCAUUGCCUGGUGCAGUGCAAUUACCGGCGGAGACUCUUCCCUCACCGUUGUAUUCGGUUUCAACGUGGUUAUUAAUUUAUUCUACAUUCCCGGCACCGUGAUCGGCGCAUUCGUUAUUGACUAUCUUGGUCCCAAAGUCACUAUGGUUGUCUAUGGGAUAUUCCUCAGUCUCGGAGAGUUUGGUCCCGGUAAUUGCUUGGGCGUCUUGGCCGCAAAGAGCGGCCCCACAGCGGUCCGCGGACAGUAUUAUGGCGCAGUUGCUGCCGUCGGUAAAGUGGGUGCCUUCGUUGGCACUGGGGGUUUUGGCGGAUCAAGCAGCAAAAUGGGGGAGACUGGGCCUUUCUGGAUCGGCAGUGGCCUUGCGAUUCUCAGCGCUAUCGUUGUCUUUAUGUUAGUGAAGCCGCUCACUCACGACGGUAUGGCCGAAGAGGAUUAG